UUCCUGGGCCAGCGACCACUGCAGUCUUCACACCUACCAUCACUAUAAUACGUACCACCCUGACCAUUGCAGAGCGCCAGCCCUGACAUUCGCGAAAGCACCUCCUCCAAACAGCCCUCCAGCUUUGUCUUCAUCCUUCUCUCCUACCUCCACGAGUGCAUACAGCCUGAGCUCCCUGAACAUGGGCACUUUGCCGCGAAGCCUCUACUCCACUAGCCCACGGGGAACCAUGAUGAGGAGGAGGUUGAAAAAGAAAGACUUCAAAAGCUCACUGUCAUUAGCCUCCAGUACGGUGGGCUUGGCUGGGCAGGUUGUCCACACAGAAACCACAGAGGUUGUGCUCACAGCAGAUCCUGUCACAGGAUUUGGGAUUCAACUGCAGGGCAGUGUGUUUGCCACAGAGACCCUCUCCUCUCCACCUCUGAUUUCCUAUAUUGAAGCUGACAGCCCGGCAGAGAGAUGUGGGGUGCUACAGAUUGGAGACAGAGUGCUGGCCAUUAAUGGAAUUCCAACUGAAGACAGCACCUUUGAGGAAGCCAGUCAGCUCCUCCGAGACUCUUCAAUCACAAGCAAGGUCACACUGGAAAUUGAGUUCGAUGUUGCAG
This is a messenger RNA of Kogia breviceps (pygmy sperm whale), 605 nucleotides long. Lineage: Eukaryota; Metazoa; Chordata; Mammalia; Artiodactyla; Physeteridae. The record is from RefSeq and is a predicted model, not a curated record.